AUGGCCAUGACAUCAGGGGCAUCGCCAAUUUCAGCUGCAACGAGAAUGGAGAAUGGGUUGACGCUGACUCGAAAUCUACUAUUGUCUUUCCCACUUGCCAUCGUAACAAAGAACUGCGGGAAACCAAGAGUACUUCAAAAUGCAAAAUUUACAGAGAAAAGCUACGUGUUUCCUAACAAAGUCACAUACAAGUGCAAAAAAGGAUACUGUGCUAAAGGAAACCUAAGCACGAGAUGUCUUGCAAAUGGAAAAUGGUCUGCUGAAGAUCGUUCUUGUAAACGUGUAAAAUGUUCAAUGUUGACAUCACCCAUGAACGGCUCUGUGAGACCAGACAUGAACCAAGAAAUAACUGUUGGAUUUCAAGCAAACUUUGCCUGUAAUCCUGGGUUUAUAUUAAAUGGAAGCUCAACAAUUUACUGUCAGCAAAAGGAAAAUCCGUUUGACUGCCAAGGAAAAUGGUCAGAAAAUGAGCCCAUCUGUGAACGUAAUGAUGUUGUACCCCAAGAAGUUGUGGAAAGCCAAUUAUAG
Molecule: messenger RNA, 528 nt
Organism: Corticium candelabrum
Lineage: Eukaryota; Metazoa; Porifera; Homoscleromorpha; Homosclerophorida; Plakinidae
Product: E-selectin-like
Exons: 4
Coding region: 1-528 (175 amino acids)
Source: RefSeq, a predicted model, not a curated record